Molecule: messenger RNA, 1330 nt
Organism: Gallus gallus (chicken)
Lineage: Eukaryota; Metazoa; Chordata; Aves; Galliformes; Phasianidae
Gene: REEP5
Product: receptor accessory protein 5
Exons: 5
Coding region: 66-635 (189 amino acids)
Source: RefSeq, marked validated
GGUGCCAGACUCGAAGGCCAUCGGUGGCUGUGCAGGCUGAGGAGAGCAGCAGCCGAGGCUUCAGCAUGACGGCGGCCAUGAGACAGCGCUUCGACCGCUUCCUACACGAGAAGAACUGCAUGACCGCCGUGCUCGAGCGGAUAGAGAGCAAGACCGGCGUCGACCGCACCUACAUCGCCAUCGCUGUCCUGGGGGUGGUGGCCGUGUACCUGGUGAUCGGCUACGGCGCCUCGCUGCUCUGCAAUAUCAUCGGCUUCGGCUACCCCGCCUACGUGUCAAUCAAGGCCAUUGAAAGUCCCAAUAAAGACGACGACACGCAGUGGCUGACUUACUGGGUUGUGUAUGGUGUUUUCAGCAUAGCGGAAUUCUUCUCUGAUAUCUUUCUGUCCUGGUUCCCUUUCUACUACAUGCUGAAGUGUGGCUUUCUGCUCUGGUGCAUGGCUCCAAGUCCCUCUAAUGGAGCAGAGUUCCUCUAUCACCGAAUCAUCCGGCCUUUUUUCCUGAAGCACGAGGCUCAGCUGGACAAUGUUGUCAAAGACCUGAAAGACAAGGCUGCAGAGACUGCAGAUACCAUUGCUAAAGAAGCCAAGAAAGCUACAGUGAACUUGCUGGGUGAGGAGAAGAAGAGCACUUAAAACUUUUAACUGGAUAAAGCUUCCCAACCACCUCUAUUAUGAAGCUUGAUGUUAUGGGGAUCUGUGGUAUAAUUUUAAUAAUGUUGCCUUGAAAAUGUUUUGAUAUAUUAAAGGAAUGUGCUAUCAGUUUGCUUACUAGUUUGCUGUUGUCUGCAUAGAAUUCAUGCAUUUUUAUUUAAAAGCAAUGCAGUGGGCAGCAUCUGAAACUUAAUCAAAAUAUUUUAUUAAUCUUCAUGAAAAAGUCUUACAGUAAUCACCUUCUCCAGUAACAUAAAUAAAAAGUAUAUAUCCCAGAGGCUCUGCACUUCAGUUGUCUCUUUGUGCAUGUAAUUACUUUCAACACUGACUGUGUUGCAUCUGGUAACAUGACAUUAUUCUACAAGGAAAAUAUUCAUCUGAACAGAUUUUCUGGAAUAUACACAUAAUUAAUGAGAGAGCUGGCAUAGCAAAUUUAUUCCUUGCUAGUAAAGUUAGGAGUAAUGAUAGGCAUCUCAUGAUAGAGACUAUUUACUGUUGCAUGUUUCACUGUAACAUAAUAUUUAGUACAACGUGGGAAGAGUAGCUGUAUUCAAUUGAUCAAGCUUAUAUUAGCGUGGGGUUAUUUGCCAGAAUCACAGAAGAUGAGCACAAGAUGACUAAAGAUGGCAUGUGCUUGCUGUCUCUUUCUAAAUAAAGUUGUCAUGUAAAAUGCUAAA